AUGCGCGCCUCUCCGGUCUGCAGCGGCAUUCGUGGCAUCUUUCCGCUCAUCCGCAGCCUGGUGCCGCAAGCCAUCUCGCCACCUUUCGCGCUCUCGUCGCUGCGCGGAUUACGUCUCGCCAUCGACGCGACGUUGCUCGUGCAGCGACUGCACUUUGCCGACGACCCGCACCCAUCGCGUCAUGUGGUCGGAUUCUACCGCCUCGUGACGUCGCUGCGCCAGCACGGCAUUGUGCCGAUCAUGGUGUUCGACCACCCGCACAAGAGGCUGGCGCUCAAGGACCGCGAGCAGCUCAAGCGCAAGCACAAGCGCGAGCUCGACCGCGUCCGAAGCAGACUCGAGCACGAACGCCAUGGAAGGCUGCAGGAGCUCCAGAGCCAUCUGGAUGCCAUCGCCUCGCUGGCCGAAGACGAGCGUCGUCAGGUCGGAGAGCUGCUGGACCAGUGGCAAGCCCAAAGCAUCCCUACGCAACAGCCGGCGGGGCUGUACAAGCCAGAGCUGCCGGUGGAAGCUUCGCGGCCGCAGACGGUCGCAUACAGCAUGCAUGCCAACUAUCUGCAGCUUGAGCAGAGCUUACGCACGGGCGCCAGCAGCCAGUCCAAGGGCCAGCGGCUGCUUGCCCAGGCCGAAAAGCAGGUAUACCAGACUAUCACUGCACAGCUCGUCUCAGGCGAGGCUGUGCAGCCGCCCCCCGUGUUGAGCAUGCCCGACAUCUCGGCCACCCUCGACGCGCCACCUCCGCCGUCGCUUUCCUCGCUGAAUGCGAUGCAUCACUCACUGAGCAAGACCUACGAUCGCGCCACGUCGCCGCUGUCGGCGUCGAUUUACCAGGACUGCGCGGCGCUGUGCUCGCUCAUGCAGACCGCCGUGUUUUGGACGGGCGACGGCACGCGCACGGGCGGCGGGCGGAUCCACGAAGCCGAAGCGUACGCAGCCUCGCUCGUGCGCGCGGGCUUUGCCGACCUGGUGGCGAGCGAGGACAGCGACGUGCUGCUCUACGACGCGCCGCUGCUGCGCGGUCUCAUGGGCGGUGUACGCAGCCCGGGCGUGCUCGGCCAAGCAAGCAGGGGAAAGCUUGAAGUGGUCUGUGGCACGCGUGUCCGCCGUGGCCUUUUCCCACAGGAAGAGGUGGACCGACUCGUCCAGAUGCACUCGCAAGGAGAGGCAGCGGCAGAGGGGGUGGCGUAUGAUCGGACGACGCGCGCAUUGAUGCUCGACUUUGCGCUGCUGUGCGGGACGGAUUUCAACCGGACUGUACCCGGGAUCGGACCCAAGACGGCAUUGCGGCUGCUGAAGGAACACGGCUCGAUCGGAACGAUACUGCGCAAGGAGGCCAAGUUUGGGCCACCGGAUGCACUGAGCUUGCGCGAGUACGAGACCGAGCUGCGCCAGGCGCGCAAUGUGUUCCUCCAGCCACCCAAGGUUCGUGCUGCGGCGCGCAGCAUUCUGGGCACUGCGGCGUUUGAGGCUGCGACGCAGAUUGCUGCGCAGCCGACCACGCCCCAAGUGGAUCGUCUCAUUGGAGGCGAAUCUGUCAGUCCGCGCGUCCAAGAUAAAGCGGUGCUCGAGGAUGCGGCAAUGGGCGAUGGCGAAGCGGUCGAUUGUACUGCCGAACCAACGGCGGCUGAAGUACUCGAAUCGAUCUCCGCACCAAGCGAGACCGAGGCCACACCGAGCACAUCGGUCGAGCCUGCAAGCGUGAGGUUCGAUCGACAGGCGGUGCACGACUUUCUGCGUUCGCGCGGCGUGUUCCGAUCCUCGCUACCGGACUCGCACGAUCUCGACUAUGCAGACCCGCCCGCGCGCGAACAAGAGUGGCGCGACCUACUUGAUCUUGAACUCGGUCUCACCAGCCCAUCCCCAGACACCAGUCCGGCUCAGUUCGACACCGACACGCAUGCUGAUCUGGCACUGGCCACGCUCGGCGCCGACUUCUUUGGCGAACGCAACGCCGUCGCGUGCUGGAAUCCUCACAUGGAACGCCAUGUGCGCGCCGAAACCACCGCCCAUCCCCGCCACUCUCCGUCGUGA
Molecule: messenger RNA, 2031 nt
Organism: Moesziomyces aphidis
Lineage: Eukaryota; Fungi; Basidiomycota; Ustilaginomycetes; Ustilaginales; Ustilaginaceae
Source: the annotation of a GenBank genome assembly